AUGGCGCGCAAAGGAGGACGCAGAGUGGUGGCCCCAGAAAUAGACGCCCGGAUGAACUCAAUAAACGAUGUCCAAGAAAUGCGCGUCCAGACCAACGCGCUGCUGCGCAAAGAUCUUGGUCUUAAGAUAUCUGACAGCUUGCUGAUCCUGCUGUCAGCACAGUCGCAGAAUGCAGUCCAGAGCCGUGCUAUCGUCAGUCGUCAAGGGCAGAGAAGGGAACCCGCAGAAAAGGGCCAUGUUCGCACCGCGUGCCCCUUGGGCGCAAAGCUCUGCCGAGUCUGUGGGCGCUCGAAUUUCAGGGCAAUGGAUCUCCAACGUCCAAUUGCUGGGAGCUGUUUCGCGCCUGCAAAACGUGACAUGGCCGUUGCGAAAGGUGAGUGGUUGGAGGACGCAGGGACUGUGCACCGAAGUACAUUCGCGCUAGGCGAAUUAAGCUCAAAAGCUGAGCGGGUAAGCACGCAUCCCGCCAAUCGUGAUCCGCAGGUGCUCUGA
This is a messenger RNA of Macroventuria anomochaeta, 492 nucleotides long. RefSeq lists its product as uncharacterized. The transcript is spliced from 2 exons. The record is from RefSeq and is a predicted model, not a curated record. Lineage: Eukaryota; Fungi; Ascomycota; Dothideomycetes; Pleosporales; Didymellaceae. Bases 1 to 492 code for a protein of 163 amino acids.